Molecule: messenger RNA, 1442 nt
Organism: Macrosteles quadrilineatus (aster leafhopper)
Lineage: Eukaryota; Metazoa; Arthropoda; Insecta; Hemiptera; Cicadellidae
Product: tRNA pseudouridine(38/39) synthase-like
Exons: 9
Coding region: 151-1422 (423 amino acids)
Biological process (GO): mRNA pseudouridine synthesis; tRNA pseudouridine synthesis
Cellular component (GO): cytoplasm; nucleus
Molecular function (GO): RNA binding; pseudouridine synthase activity
Source: RefSeq, a predicted model, not a curated record
CUGAAGUGAGAUAACAGGACAAAAGUAAAUUUUCCUUUUCUUUGGUUAACUUUAACAUUUUAUUAUCAGCCAACAGGACUACAUUUUUCCCUUUGAAAAGGGUUAUCUAAGUUAAAAGACUAAAUUAUAAAAAAAAAAAUACUUUUAGUUAUGAGUGGUGCUAAAGCAGGUGUGAAAAGAAGAAAGCAAACAUUUACUAGUGAAGAACUCACGGAAUUACCCAAAAAUGAAUUAAUUGAACGCAUCAAGCAAUUAGAAGCUCACAAUAAACAGCUAAAAGGCAUUCUCUCAAAGCACAAUGGAUCAGAUGAAAGAGAAAAUCUCAAAAGGAAACGACCCUUUGACUUUUCCAAAUAUCCAAAAAUGCAUGUGGCAUUUAAGCUUUUAUACUUUGGCUGGGAGUACCAGGGAUUUGCUGCUCUUGAGGAGAGCUGUGACACCAUUGAGCAUCAUCUGUUUGCAGCUCUUCACAAAAGUUGUCUUGUUGAAAGCAAGGAAACAUGCAACUACUUCCGAUGUGGUAGGACGGACAAGACCGUGAGCGCUUUUGAUCAGGUGAUAAGUUUGACGGUUCGGGCUGCUAAGGAAGGGGAGCCACCCUUGGAAUACUGCAAGAUGUUGAACAGUCUUCUACCAAACAACAUCAUAGUAAUUGCCUGGAAACAAGUUCCUGAUGGCUUUAGUGCGAGGUUUGACUGUAAAAAGAGAACUUAUAAAUAUCUCUUUCCUAGGGGCGAUUUAGAUCUGACAGCUAUGGAGAAAGGUGCAGCAUUUUUGAUUGGCACUCAUGAUUAUCGAAAUCUCUGCAAAAUGGAUGUUGCUAAUGGAGUUAUUGAGUUUAUCCGUACAGUUGAUAAUGCUGGAAUUAAAGUCAUAUCUACCAAUUCUACCCUCAACAAUCCAGGUUAUGACAUGUGUGAAUUCACAUUGACUAGCAAAGGAUUCUUGUGGCAUCAAGUAAGAUGCAUAGUUGGAGUAUUGGUUUUAAUUGGAAGGAAACUUGAGAACCCAGAAAUUAUUCAACAUUUGCUUGAUAUUGAAAAAUGCCCCAGUAAGCCGCAGUACGGCCUCGCCAUAGGAGAGCCACUGCAGCUGUUCCGUUGUGAGUAUGAGAUUGACGGAGAUUGGGAGAUAGACAGACAUAACCUGGAGUGUGUGAUGCAGAGCCUACAACAGCAGUGGACGCUACAUACUGUCAAAAGUACAAUGGUGAGUCAGAUGAUAGCAGGUAUUGAGAACAUGAUGGAAGGUCAAACCCUGUGUCGCCAAAGCAGUGCACUCAUUCAAGGGAACAAGGGUAAAGUCUAUACGCCUCUCUUGCAGCGGCCUACAUGUGAGAGUUUGGAAGCUCGUAUCGCUCACUAUGUGGAAAAGAAAAGACUCGACAUAAACCUCAAAAAAGAAGAUAAAAUGGCAGCUUAAAUAAACUGAAUAAAAAACAA